Molecule: messenger RNA, 909 nt
Organism: Rotaria sp. Silwood1
Lineage: Eukaryota; Metazoa; Rotifera; Eurotatoria; Philodinida; Philodinidae
Source: the annotation of a GenBank genome assembly
AUGAUGACUUUAAGCGAAGAGAACAAUGAACAAAUUAAGACAACUCUCAACGAUCUAACAGCUGGCAUCGACGAAUCGAAUGCUUUGUCGACGUUCGGCGACUUUCUUUUGUAUCGUGGUGAAUAUAAAAAUGUUGUUCGUUAUUGCAAGAAAAUUGAACAACAAUUGCCCGAAGGUCAUCCGGAUCUGGCUGAAAUUUAUAAUCACUGGGGUAGCGUCUAUUUUCAUUGGGGAGAAUAUGACAAAGCAUUAAGGUGCUAUCUUUUCGCGAUUAAUUUUCUUCAUUGUCUUCCGCCCCAAUUUGUCAAGGAUGAAGUCGAAGCCAUGACCUACAGUAACAUUGGGAGAGUUUAUGAGACACAACAAAAUUUUCCUGAAGCAACGAAUUAUUAUAUUCUUGCUUUUCGCGUUUAUCGUCAGUUGUCGAACAAAGAAAAACAACUUCUUCGGUUAUAUUCUCGUAUCGCAUUGGCUAUGCGUUUUCAUGACCCAAAGUAUGCCAAAGAUUGCAUAGACAAAGCACGCACACUAAUAAAUGACAAAUAUCCGACAUAUCAUUCCUCCUAUGCUUGGUUUCUUCUAAGUGAAGCCCUUUUACAGCCAAUACGUACCAAUGAUGAUAAAGCAGCAGCAGAGAAUAAAUUAAAGAAUGUGGAUAUGAAAUUUGCUGAUUGCUUACAUUGGGAUCACCCUGAUAUGAUUCUCGUUCACCGUACAAUUGGAGAUCUUUACCGUUCUAUUGGUCAAUAUCAGAAAGCUCAGGAGUAUUAUAAAAAAUCACACGAGGUUUCCAAACAAAUAUUUCAUGAAAGUGAGCAAAGAAAACAUCCAGCAAUUCGCGUCUGUGAAGAUAGAUUGAAUGAAAUUAAGAAGCACAUAGAACGUCGUAAUCAUCCAUCCAACGCCUAA